CUGUUUAGAACUGAGUAAACGAAUAUUCAUAGUAUAGCAGUUCACAGACAAUUAUUGGGCCAAAGGAAUACUUCUCUAUAACUAGCUUUGUAUGGCAGUUAAUUGUAACAGUUGAAAAGAAAGUACAUCUUUACAUGUAUCUUGGGGUAGGGGUGUGUACAUUUCUACACUGACAAGUGGGUACUGGAAGCAAUAACAUUAGGUCUGAGUACAAAAUGUAAAUCUCUGGCUACACCCCUGGUGCUGUUCCACUUGUGACUGUAGCCAUUGCCAACAAGCCAGCUGUAGAGGUUUGUGAUGAUAUUCUGCAGACAGAGCAUUUCCUGGAAUUUUGUUGGAUACAGAAGAAAGGCCCUGACUGGAAACCAUGGUGCUUUAUCCAGUUUUGUCCAAACUGGUUGGGAAACGAGUUGUCCUAGCAAGUGCUUCUCCAAGGAGACGAGAAAUCCUUUGUAAUGUGGGUCUGAGAUUUGAGAUUGUACCUUCCUGGUUCAAAGAGACUCUUGAUAAAUCUUCAUUUGCUGCACCGUAUCUAUAUGCUAUUGAAACUGCACAGCAGAAGGCUGUUGAAGUGGCAAAAAGAAUGCAUGUUAAGUAUUUGAAAACACCAGACCUCGUUAUUGGAGCAGACACAAUUGUGACAAUUGAAAAUGAUAUCCUUGAGAAACCAUCUGACAAGCAAGAUGCUUACAGAAUGUUGUCCAGACUGAGUGGCAAGGAACACAGCGUCUUUACAGGUGUUGCACUUGUUUACUGUGAUGUGAAAAUGGGUGCAGAAAAUGAACUAGAAUUUAGUGUCAUCACAUUUUAUGAAGAGACCAAAGUGAAAUUUGCAGACCUGUCAGAAGAGCUGUUGUGGGAGUAUAUUGACAGCGGUGAGCCAUUGGACAAAGCUGGUGGCUAUGGAAUCCAAGCUCUUGGAGGAAUGCUGGUAGAAUGGGUCCAUGGGGAUUUUCUGAAUGUUGUAGGAUUUCCUCUUAACCACUUUUGCAAAAAAUUAGGUGAACUGCAUAACCCACCAACAGAAAGACCCAUACAACGCAUAAAAUAUGAUUCUAUUCCAUAUGUAGAAACGUUUGAAGGUUUGAGUGACACAGAGCCUAGCUUACCAGAUUCAAAAAACAAUUUACCAGGUCACUUGAACACUAGGACAGCUGCUGUGGACAUGGUUUGCAUCUGGUCACAUGGCAAUAAGAACAUCCCCGAAAGUCAACAAAAUUCUGAGAAGGAAGCUGAGCUUAUCAAAAUCGCAGCAUUACCAUCAGUGGCUUCUGUGAAUGUGGAGUUUCCUCACAGAAUUGCUGAACUCCUGGAUGGAUUUAAAGCAUCAAAGGCUUUAUUUGCAGCAUCUAAACUUAAAGUCUUUGACAUUCUGGCAUGUCAGGGUGCCUUAACUGCUUCACAGAUGGCAGACAAAGUUGUUGCUUCAGUUAGUGGAAUGGAAAGACUCCUUGAUUCCUGUGUUGCACUUGGACUUUUGGAGAAAAAUGGUGUAGGAGAAUCAUUAUAUUACAAUUCUGCACUGGCAAACCUGUAUCUGGUGUCAGACAGCGAUUAUUCACUUCAUGGUUACAUCAUCCAUUCUAAUGAUGUCUUGUAUCCGCUAUUUACAUAUCUGGAGUCUGCUGUUAGAGAAGGCACUAAUCGGCAUCACUGCAUGUUUGGGAAGAAUACUGUGGACCUUUUUAAGAAUUCCUACAAUGACACAGAUGUGAAGUUGCGAUUUAUGACUGCCAUGCACAGUAUUGCCAGAUUCACUGCUAAAGAUGUAACCACAGCUUUUGACCUUUCCAAGUUUAAAACAGCAUGCGAUCUAGGAGGUUGCACUGGUGCUUUUGCACAUGAACUAGUCAAUCAGUAUCGAGAGAUGAGAGUUACUGUAUUUGACCUACCAGACGUUAUUGAGAAAGUGAAUCAUUUUAUACCUACUAAUCAGCAGGACAGUCAAGUAUUUUUCACUGCAGGUGAUUUUUUCAAAGAUGACCUUCCUGAAGCUGACUUGUACAUCCUUGCAAGAAUUCUUCAUGAUAUAUCAGAAGAGAAGGUACACAUGCUGCUGAAAAAAAUUUAUGAGAUCUGCAAACCAGGUGGUGGCUUACUCAUUUCAGAAAUAAUUCUUGACGAAGACAGAGUAGCUCCUUUAAGAGUGAUCUUACAGUCCCUUAGCAUGACUCCAGGCAAGCAGAGGAAUGGUGUGGAAUACAAGCAGCUAGUAGAAAAUCAUGGAUUUACCCAAGUGCAAGUUAAACACACUGGAAACUUUUUAGAUGCUAUUUUGUGCAUUAAACAGUAAAACAUUUCAUACUUUUUUUAAAAUCGAAACACAGUAAUCUGCAGAAAGUAACACUUAAUUCAUCAUACAUUGGUUAGCUGUUCAGUGGCUACAUUUUUUUACAUGACAUGGUAGAUUAAGUUAUGGAUCUUAAAACAGCAUUAAUGCACUAACAUUUACUGUUAAGUGUAGUGUGCCUGUCAUAUGUGCAAAUUUGAUUUGAAUAUGUUGGUUGCCUUCAGUUAAUCAUAUGUUGUUCAUGUGUCCCAUCUUGCAACUGUCAAUAAAUUUAUAAUCGAU
This is a messenger RNA of Protopterus annectens (West African lungfish), 2572 nucleotides long. RefSeq names its product acetylserotonin O-methyltransferase like (gene ASMTL). Gene Ontology annotation, molecular function: O-methyltransferase activity; nucleoside triphosphate diphosphatase activity. The transcript is spliced from 14 exons. The coding region runs from base 368 to 2293 and encodes 641 amino acids. NCBI's taxonomy places the organism in Eukaryota, Metazoa, Chordata, Ceratodontiformes, Protopteridae. The record is from RefSeq and is a predicted model, not a curated record.